CAGAACCGAAGCUGUGUUUCACCGGCUUCAACAGAGAGGAAAUUUCACUUCUACUACCACUUCUACGGGAUCUGUCCUAUCAAGAUAUCUGGACAGGGUGGACAUAUGUAGCAGACUGGACAUUAAAACAUCUACUAUUACUGCAUCUGCUGCUGAAAAUACUACUUGGCUUACUGCUGUGUGGACUCAUGUGGAAAUUGUAAUCGAAGACACCUUUGUGAAGUUAGUUUGGGAACAGCCUAGGUGGAGACUGUGACGCAGGUGGAUGCUUAAACCAUGUCAGAUCUGAAGUUGCUUGCGUCCCUGAUGCUCUCUUUGGACAACGCAGACCAACACACCAUAGAACAGGAGUUUACUAUGUUGCGUACUCAAUCGGUGGCAUGGAAAAAAUCUCAGUGCUCAGAAAGUGGAGCUCUGAAAGAAAACAUUAAGAAGAACAGAUACAAGGAUAUACUGCCCUAUGAUGAUUCUAGAGUAAUCCUGUCUCUCAAAACCUCAGAGUCUGAUGGAGACUACAUCAAUGCCAGCUUCAUUCAGGGAGCGCUGUCUGGUGGUUAUAUUGCAGCUCAGGCUCCUCUCAGCUCAACCCUCAGAGACUUCUGGAGGUUGAUCUGGGAAUAUCAGGUUAAGGUGAUAGUGAUGGCAUGCAGAGAGUUUGAAAUGGCCAAGAAAAAGUGUGAGGUUUACUGGUCGCCUUUGAACCAAACCACAUCCUUUGGGCCUUUCUCUGUUCACUGUCAGGGGGAGACCAGUCCCACUCAAGACAUCAUAGUCAGAGAACUGCAGGUCUCAUUUCAAAAGGAUGUGCGUGUGGUGACCCAGCUACAGUUCCUCUCAUGGCCAGAUCAUGAUGUUCCUCAUGAGGCCUCAGGAGUCUUAGACUUGCUCCACAGAAUCCAAGACCUUCAAAAGUCCAGUCCACACUUGGUCCAGGCAGUCCCCAAUCCUCCAAACCGCAAUCUCACACUGGUGCACUGCAGUGCUGGCUGUGGAAGAACUGGAGUUAUCUGUGUUUUGGACCAGAUCUAUCAACUACUGAUACACCAGAAGUUAACCUCAGACUUCAACAUCAUGAGGAUUGUUAUGGAGGUGAGGAGACAGAGACCCAGUGCAGUGCAGACCAAAGAACAGUACCGCUUCAUCUACACGGCUACUUCCUGUUUAUUCAGAUGGUUCCUCAAGAAGAACAACUCUGAUUCGGUUUACUGCAACCUACCAAGGAAGAACACAAGUAUCACAACCGCUGUAACAGACGACAGGUCCCAGAAACAAAACAUGGAUGCGACGUAUGCUGUUGUCAACAAGAAGGGAGCUGCACCCCAGUCCUCCACCCUCCCUAGGAAAACAGACAUGAGCCCUCACUAUGACAACGUCAUAGCGACUCCUACCCCUGUGUACAGCAUAGUCCGACCUCGAGCCAAGCCUCAACCAUCGGAUACUCGCUUAUAUGAUAUGGCCACGCCCACAAGCUCUGAUGUCACGCCACAAUAUCACCUGGAUCCAGAAGCCUCAGGGCCGAUGACCGAAGCAGAUGAUGACUAUGAGGACUUGACUCCUUCAGGUUCUGACACUUGCAGCUUACCCCCCUCUAACGGGAUUGGUUUUAAUAAACGUGUACCAAAACCCAGAGGCCCCAGGGACCCUCCAACUGAGUGGACGCGCCUUGAGAGAUGAGACAUGAAACUAAGUUAUUUUUACGAAUAUAUUGGCUUGUGACUGUUGACGGUUGAUGGUUUUGUUGGGAAGUACUUAUAGCUCAUUAUAAUUUACACAGCUUUCCUCUUAAAGGGUAUUUAUAGUUAUGUCCACAAGGAGGCAGCACAUUCACACAUUUAUCACAUCUGGAUUUAUACAGAACUUGCCUCAUUCUGGCAGGUUUAUUUGUAGGCCUACAAGAACAAGAGCACACAGUUUAGGUUUAUUUUAUCCUGGUUUAGUUUAGCUUUAGACCUGAAUUAGACUUAGUUUACUCUUGGAAAAACAAUGCCAGUUAUUGUAUUUUUAAUUGAGAUGAACACUAAUAUUUCAUCCACUUAAGACCACAGUGAACUGAUGAACCACAUUUCAUAAUCUCAUUAUCUGGUUUAUAACCUUGCAAACUGUAUCUUUGACCCAACCUUAUCCAGUGGCAUGUUCUUCUACAGCUACAUUAAUCUAUGCUGUUUUUAUUUUCAUUUUUACUGUGUUGAAAAAUAAAUGGGGAAAAAAAAAAAAAAAAAACUUAACAGUGACAUCAUAAGGUCGCUGUGACUUAGUCUGUUAUUCAGCUCAAUGGAGAUUGGGCUUGUGCUGGUCUAAUCAAGUUGACCCCUGCAAGGCCUGAAUACAUCAAAAUGUUGUGUCAUAAUGGAAGGGCAUCUGCUGUAAUUCUUGGAAAAUAUGAAAAAGCCCAAAGAAAGGAGAAGAUAGUGGAUUCAUUUAUCUUAUUAUGUUAGACUUGUAAUGAACUCUUUGGGGGAAAUAUUCAAUUUUGACAUUUUAAAUUUAAGCAUUGUGAUUUAUGCACAUUUAUAUGUCCAGGAUUACUAACAUUUGAAACAGCACUGAAAUAUUAACAACUAAAUAAAUGCAAGAAUCCCCUUUCAGAUCAUGGUGAGCAGGGUUAUCAGGUUUUUACAGUAAUUACAAAAUGGAGUCCUUUGUUGUUGUUUGCAUUGUCUUACCAAAAUAAUUACAGAUUUAUUUUUUUGAUUUUCAACCCUUCAAAUUUGAGAUUAUAUUUGUAACUUAAUGAGCAACUAUGGGCUUGAGGCAGGUGCACCCCGAACAGUAGAGCUAACAACAGUAGCACCGUUACACUGGCCCUGGUAAUGCACAUCCAG
Molecule: messenger RNA, 2822 nt
Organism: Periophthalmus magnuspinnatus
Lineage: Eukaryota; Metazoa; Chordata; Actinopteri; Gobiiformes; Gobiidae
Gene: ptpn18
Product: protein tyrosine phosphatase non-receptor type 18
Exons: 17
Coding region: 277-1674 (465 amino acids)
Biological process (GO): peptidyl-tyrosine dephosphorylation
Cellular component (GO): nucleus; cytoplasm
Molecular function (GO): non-membrane spanning protein tyrosine phosphatase activity
Source: RefSeq, a predicted model, not a curated record